GUCUAUUGGAGGCAAGUAUAAAAAAAUGCAUGGGAAUUGAGAAAUGGUACUUGAGCAAAUAUGGGAGAAAAAGAAAACACAAGUUCAUGCCAAGCUUGCCAGCAAAGGGAAUGCAAAGGCGCUGAUUUUGAAUGCUAUGGAAGGGGUCAAGCCCAAUGAGAUGAUGAUAUGUUAUGCUGAUGAACAAGCGUACGCAAGAUUAUGUCAUUGUGAAACAACGAAGCUCAUUUUAUGUCAUAGAGAAGCACUCGACAAAAUGGGCAAACUAAGUCAAACCUCAUUGUCUCAGCUGGUAUUCACUACAUUGAGUUUAGAAUUGCAAGAUGUCAGAAGACUUGUUUUUCAUGUUUGCACUGCUAGAAUGAACUUGAGUGAGGAGGUAGACUGGGGAGUUUAUCAUUCAGAAAUUCGAGAUUCAGGCCUUCAGAUUGUUACAGUUGGUUCAUUUACAUAUCAAGGCACGAGUGGAUGGUGGAAAUAUGUCAUUGGUACUUGGAGACUUUGAGUUGAUUCAAGAUGAAUGCCACAUGCUUAAAGAUCAUGAGAAACACGUACUUGUGCCUCAUAUUCCCCAAUUAUUGCUGGAUGCGGAAAAAUUUCUGAGGUAACAAUUCUGCAUUCUAGAUUGGAGGCUCUUUUGUUGUGUCAUUUUGAUGUCAGUGAAUUAAUGACACCUCUGGGAGUAGCAAAUCAAAGUGAGUCUACCUAACUGGAAAGUUAGACUAAAAAAUUCAACCUCAAGUCCCGAAGGAAAUUUUGAAUAUGAUUUGGAUAUUGCAAACUUGAUUGAGAGCAUGAGAAUUAAUGCCCAGCAUAGAAUUAUUUAUAUGCAAAUUGCACCUUCAGCCAUGCAUUGUUUUGAGUUCAUGCUUCCAAUUAUCAAUGUUGGAAUUUUGACUAUUGUGCCAUCAUCUAGUCCUGCCUGGGAUUUUCAAAAUGAUCAUCUUGGGCCACCCAUGCCUACUUCUGGUUAUUUUGGAGUCAAUGUUGUGAUAGGAGUCUAUGAGCAAGCAAAUGAGAAAGCAACCUUGUCUUAUAUCUGCUAUUUUGUUGGGAAAUUAUUUCACGAGUGUCAAGCAGCUCAGUUACAAAUUCAGAAGGGAGAUCAACAGCUUCAAUUGUUCUUACCUUAUGUUAUUAUGCUGGAAGUGGGAGAAACAUUUACUACUUGGGAGUGGCUACAUAUAAGGGAUGGAGGCAGUAGUAGAGAAUGUCUUGUAGUACUUACAGAGACCAAUGAAAUAUGUGUUGCACAUGCAAUUGUUCCCUCAGAGAGUGCAUACUCGGCAUCAGAUGAAGAUGAACAGCCUUUGUUUCUAAAUGUCAUUUUCCAGGACCUUGAUUUCUCCACUUAUGCAGAUGAUAAUCUUGACGUCUUAUUUCAGGGUCUCGGUGACAAUAGCCUUGCUGCUCUUCAUUGUUUUCAUGCCACUAUCUUGGGAAUAUUGAACACAAAUGCUGCUGCGUUUGACAAUACAAUGGCCUCCCUGCUGAUCAAUGUGGUUGAUUAUGCUCUUGUUAUUUCACUUCAUACCUUUCUGAUUCUCGAUGA
Molecule: messenger RNA, 1552 nt
Organism: Fragaria vesca subsp. vesca
Lineage: Eukaryota; Viridiplantae; Streptophyta; Magnoliopsida; Rosales; Rosaceae
Exons: 2
Coding region: 44-505 (153 amino acids)
Source: RefSeq, a predicted model, not a curated record